This is a messenger RNA of Lachancea fermentati, 1500 nucleotides long. The record is from the annotation of a GenBank genome assembly. NCBI's taxonomy places the organism in Eukaryota, Fungi, Ascomycota, Saccharomycetes, Saccharomycetales, Saccharomycetaceae.
AUGAGCGAAGUUAAAAUUCUUGUCGCCUGUGCAGCUGAGCCGACUUUGUCUACUGUAUUAGAGAAGGUAUGCCAGGUCAGCGAAAAGUCAGGACCAUUUGAUUGCAUUGUGAUAUUGGGACCUGCUUUAAACGAUGUGAAAGAUGAAAUUCCAGUGAAGAUGCCUGUGCCCACGUUUUUUACCAAUGGGAGCAAGCUAGUAAGUGAUGAGGCAGGUUCUAUUAGUAUAGAUGAAAAUUCUACACUUCUUAACGGAAUUGGCAUCUAUCAAUUAUCGAACGGCUUGAAAAUAGGGUACUUGACCGGGGAUGAGAAUUAUCUGAGGCAAAAUGAAGAUGAAAUUCUGUCACUUUUCAGCAAACAAGAGAAUGAUGGGGUUGAUUUACUUCUAACUUAUCAAUGGAGCGAGGCGAUAGCCCAUGGUUCAACAUCAUCCGCUGGGAUUUGUCUUGUUGAUAAAGUUGUCAAAUUGCUAAUGCCUCGAUAUCAUUUUGCUUGUAGUGAGAAGAACAAAUUCACAGAAUUGAAUCCCUUUCAGUGGAAUGAAACCAGUUCUAUAACAAGAUUCUUGAAUAUUGCGGAAUAUGGAAGCGGAGCCAAGUGGGCCUACGCUUUUAGCUUAUCAUUAGGACUGAAUAAUGAUGGACUCAAAAUUGACAAUUUAUCUCCAAAUCCGUAUUUACAGAGUAAUGGUAAGAAGCAUCGCUUGGAGGAAGAAUCAACUAGACUGCCGUCUAAUAUUAAAAAAUUCAGGCAAAUUUUACCGGAGAAGUGCCGCUUUUGUUUCAGCAAUCCUGAUGUGGAAGAUCAUUUGAUAAUAUCCAUUAGCGAACAUGCAUAUAUCACGGCUGCAAAGGGCCCACUAACAAUGCCCCAUGGACAAAUGGAUUUUUCGGGUCAUUGCUUGAUAAUACCUAUAGAACACAGGACGAAACUCGUAGCAGACACAAAUGAUAUCACGAAGACACCGACUUAUACGGAUAUGGAGAGUUAUGAAUCAAAGCUAGUGAAGAUGAAUUUUGAAAAGUUUCAAAUGUCCACUAUCAUAUUCUCUAUCAAUUCCGAAAACUCCGUGCACUUCCAUAAACAAGUUAUGCCAAUUCCAAAUUACCUAAUAGGUAAAUUUGUUCCCGCAUUAGACAGACAAGUGCAUUUCAAUAAUGAACGGAAUCCAACUAAUGCCAAAUUAAACUUCAAAGAGUUUCAGGGCAAAAAAGAUCUCAAUUAUCUUGAAUUUAUCAAUGACCCACAGAAUAACUACUUACAAUUCACUAUAUUUGAGAACUCUUCUCAACCUCCAAAAGUGUAUGUUGCCUCUUUCGAUGUAUCUAAGAGAAUAGAUCUACAAUUUGGAAGACGUGUGGUAGCUUUUAUGCUUCACCUACCUAAAAGAGUCAAAUGGGACUCUCCCGUUUGCAAACAAUCCAAAGAAGAAGAGCAAAAUGAGGUUACGCUUUUUCAGAAAAGCUUCAAAGACUAUGAAUUCGAAAAAUUAGUGUAA